ACUGCUUCCUACAGAAGAUGUGUGGUAUAGCGUCGACGUGGUGUUAUAACGUAAGGACAUGUGCUGUGUUCCUCUUACUGGGCAGUUGCUGCUUAACUUAUGGCAAAGUUUUGAAGAAACAUGGAGGAAUUCCAAUUGGCGAACAAAUGACGCCUCCGAUAGCGUCAUUACCGCAAGGAACAAUCCGAGGUGUGAACAUGGUCAGUUACCGUAACAACACGUUCUUUGCUUUCAAGGGAAUCCCGUACGCAAAGCCACCGGUUGGAAAUCUCAGGUUCAAAGAUCCUGUACCACCUGUUAUUUGGAAUGGAUCUAUAGAUGCAAGCCGUGAUCCUGAACCCUGCGUUCAAUUUGAUCCCCGAAUCCAUAAAGAGGCAAUUGGAAAUGAAGACUGUCUCUUUCUUAACAUCUACACGCCCCGGCUUCCUGUUGGAAAUAACAUCAAGCAUUUGCCGGUGAUGGUGUUCAUAUUUGGCGGAAGAUUUGAAGUAGGAAACAUUAAUUCUACACGAUGCGAUCCACGUUUCAUUCUCGACAGAGACGUGGUCCUCGUGCUUCCGAGCUAUCGCCUGGGAGUGCUAGGAUUCCUCAGUACAGGCGACGAAGUAUUACCAGGAAACCACGGUCUGAAAGACGUGGUUCAGGCUCUUAAAUGGAUUCAGGAGAAUGUCCAGUAUUUUGGGGGUGAUCCCAACCAAGUGACUCUCGUUGGGUCAAGUUCAGGUUCAAUUAUGGUUCAUCUGCUGACUUUGUCAGACUUGACUGACGGUCUUUUCCAUAGAUACAUAACGCAAAGUGGAACAGCGUUUUCGUCCUGUGCCGUGGUACCUAGAAGCGUAUCAUCGAAUCGAGCUAAUCGGCUUGGUCAGUAUUUUAACUGCCCGACGAAUUCAUCGAAUAUUCUUGUCAAUUGCUUAAAGGGUCUCAGUGCAUCUCAGCUCGUCAAAAAGACCUCAAUGUUUCGCGAGUGGGGCCAAUAUCCUGAUAUCGUAUGGAACCCAACUAUCGAACCAGAUAUAGACGGAGCCGUACUGACGGAUAGUCCUGCGAACCUGUUCACUGCUGGGAAAAUUCGCGAUUUGCCUUGGAUCGCUCUUGUCGCUCGAGAUGAGGGACUUCAUUCCACUGUACCAUACUACAGAAAGCCAGACAUUCUCCAGCAUUUUUUGGAUAACAUCGAUUCCGCCCUACCUGUAAUCGUACAGUAUAAAUACUUGGUUGAAAAUGUGACAGCCUUCACAAAGACCCUGAAAUCAUACUACUUGAACGACCUUACUGUACAUAGAAGUUUGAUAGUAACGAACAUUACUCAACUCAUAGGUGAUGCCAUAUUUACAUAUCCAACGUACAGAGCGAUGAAAGAACAUUUAAUUAAAGCUAAGAAUUUCCAGUAUUUCUGUUCAUUCGAAUACCGCGGUAGGUUUAGUUUCAGUUAUAACGGUGGUCCUCCCGUAAACUACGGAGUUUCACAUGCUGACGAUCUGCUGUAUCUUCUUCCUGGACCAAAGAGCGGCUUUGGACCUGCAGAUUGGGAAUACAGCGAUUCUGAUUGGAAAAUGGUGGACACGAUGGUUCAGUUGUGGACAUCCUUCGCGACUACUGGAGUACCGAUGACGUUAGAUUCGGAUGACUCGACGCUUUGGUCUCCCUUUUCGUCUCGUGAUAAUUAUCUUCGCAUCGGUAACGGAUCUGACGUAGAACUUAAAGUCCAGUACGGUUUCCACAAAGAACGAAUGCAGUUUUGGGACGAAUUGACCGCGGCUACGACAUGGAAAUAGCUAUUGGAUAAUUCGUUUAAAC
Diprion similis is the source of this 1800-nucleotide messenger RNA. RefSeq names its product esterase E4-like. The transcript is spliced from 7 exons. Bases 18 to 1778 code for a protein of 586 amino acids. The record is from RefSeq and is a predicted model, not a curated record. Lineage: Eukaryota; Metazoa; Arthropoda; Insecta; Hymenoptera; Diprionidae.